AUGUCAAACGGAAGCGCAUCGUUCAUUGAUACGGCGAUACACGGCAAACUGGAACCACCGAGAUCGCUGCACGGCGUCGAGGAUGCCGAGAUCAUUUGGGACACGAUCACACGGCGAUUUCCGAACGCGGCGCCGCUUCUCUGCGAAAUGGAGACGGUGAUCGAACGGGCGGAGGAUCUGCUGCAGCAGCUCAAGACGCCUUGCACUCAAGAAAACGACACGUCUAGCUCAUUCCAUACUCCGUAUUCCCGGGAAUCUAACGCGACGAUUUCGAUGGUAUCUGAUAUAGAAUCGUUCGCUGAAGAAACAAAUGUUUCGGAGCGUCCCGAAGCCACCGAGAAUAUUGAAACGCAAUUUAUGCAUGAUAUUCACGAGGAUAUUCAAGUGGAUUUAGAGUUUCAACAACAUAGUGAACAAUCUAUUCGACGCGAGAAGGAAGACCCCGGUCAAGAAUAUCAUUUGAAUUCACCUCCCAGACUCGAUGAAGUCGUUCAACAUUUCAAAACAAGUUCGACAUAUAAAUAUCGCAAUUCCCAAGGGGAAUCAGACAAGGCGAAUGUAGAAGAUAGUCGUGAUAAAAGAAUCGACGCUAGUUCCGAAGAAAGGUUGACAAAAAUAAUAGCAGAACAAAAUAGUUUAGAAGGAUGGACAAAAGUGGCCGAUGACGCACUACGAGACUGGCACGACUAUACAGAAAAUGUCGACAUGUCUAGUACUUUGGAUAAUGUGCCAGCAAUGUCUUGUGCCGAAACCCAAGAUCUGGCCAAAAACGAAUUGGCGGCAAAAAUAUUGUGGAUGGUAGCCGAGCGUCAGAUGGAUGGCUUAAAACUUUCAUCGUCUAUCUGCGGAUUAUCGGAUUUCUCCAGAGAGGAGAUGUUAGAGAUAAUGGCUUUUAAUAAAGGCGAGUUGAAAAACGCGUCGCAAAAGCUCUACAAAUUUUGCCUCGAGAAAGGAGAAUCUAUUCCAGAGUACUGUAUUCGUAACUUGAGAACAAAUCAAGGGUUUAUGUAUACAGCACAAUGCGUAGCUUUAGGUCAUGUUGGAGUUGGACAAGGCCUGAGAAAAGAUAGUGCUAAGGUAGCAGCUGCCGAAAAUUUAUAUCAAAAAUAUAUUCAUGAAGCGAAGCAACAAACAAACGUAGGGCGCCGUUUUACGUCGUCCGGCCGUGAGUGUUUCCCGUCCGAAAAUUGUCGCAUCGUCGUAAACCUAAUGUCAGGCAUAGCGAUCGCUAGGCUCGCUGAGGAGCGAAAGGCAUGGAGGAAGGAUCAUCCAUUCGGCUUUGUAGCUAGACCAACCAAGAAUCCAGAUGGUUCCCUUAACUUAAUGAGUUGGGAAUGUGCAAUACCAGGGAAAAAAUCUACUCCUUGGGAGGGUGGGUUAUAUAAGCUACGUAUGAUUUUCAAAGAUGACUAUCCAUCAAGUCCGCCAAAAUGUAAAUUUGAGCCUCCAUUGUUUCAUCCAAAUGUUUAUCCAUCUGGUACUGUCUGCUUGUCGCUAUUGGAUGAAGAGAAAGACUGGCGACCAGCUAUUACAAUCAAGCAGAUUCUCCUUGGUAUUCAAGAUUUGUUGAAUGAACCAAAUGUGAAAGAUCCAGCCCAAGCCGAAGCAUAUACAAUAUAUUGCCAAAAUCGUCUGGAAUAUGAGAAGCGUGUAAAAGCUCAAGCCAGAGCAAUGGCUCCACAAGAAUAAACACAAGAAAAUCAAAUCGAAAUUUGAUAUAUGUGGGAAAGAUAUUCUAUGUGGAACUCUCUUUUGAGCUGAUCCAUCGCUCUUAUACAAUUAACCUUUUUUACAAGUAAAAUUAACAUAUGUUGUAACUAGUUAACUAGCUUAUAAUAUUAAAGUUCAUUUAUCACAUGUUGGCUUCAUUCAUCAUAUGUUUCUCAAAAUUUUAAAGUAGAACACAUUGUACUAACAAAAAUCGCAUAUGAAUUCUUUCACACAUGAAUAUCUUUUAUUAAUAUUAAGAAGUAUGUUGUGAACAUGUACUUUAAGGCAGAAUUAUUUUUUGAUCCAAACUUUAAUUUCUAAGUCUUAUAAAUGAUUACUGAUGUUAUUUUUAAAGCAGAGAAACAAGUGUGGGUGACAUUUAAAAUAGAGGCAAUUGUUGAGUGUCUAUUGCUACGGACUCUAUUCCUUAUAUAGGCAGUAUAUGGCAGUAUGUAUGUAGGUAGGAUUAUUUAAGAAUCUACUAAUGUACAAAUUUCAGAAAAAAAAUAAAAGAAUCUGAUUCGUCGA
Messenger RNA from Linepithema humile (Argentine ant), 2238 nucleotides. NCBI's taxonomy places the organism in Eukaryota, Metazoa, Arthropoda, Insecta, Hymenoptera, Formicidae. The record is from RefSeq and is a predicted model, not a curated record.